Molecule: messenger RNA, 3287 nt
Organism: Brachypodium distachyon (stiff brome)
Lineage: Eukaryota; Viridiplantae; Streptophyta; Magnoliopsida; Poales; Poaceae
Exons: 10
Coding region: 96-2828 (910 amino acids)
Biological process (GO): protection from non-homologous end joining at telomere; interstrand cross-link repair; double-strand break repair via nonhomologous end joining
Molecular function (GO): damaged DNA binding; protein binding; 5'-3' DNA exonuclease activity
Source: RefSeq, a predicted model, not a curated record
UUCCCACCACUCAAUUCCUCUUCUCACCCUUCCCCUUCCACGAGCGGAUUUUUUUCGAAGAGGAGAGAAUACCCCAGGCCUCCUUCCACGAGCAGAUGCCGGCGAAUCCCGAGCCCUCGGCGAAGCCAUGGCCGCUGGCGGCCUCCACCUGCCGCCGUAAGGCUACAACUCCGCGCUUCUUCGGCGCCGAUGGCUGCGACGACGACGACGACGACUUCCAGAGCCCUCGCCCCCACGCCAGCCGCGCCCGCCCCAUCGAGCCCUCCAAUGGCGCCGCCUUGCGCCACCUCCGUAAGAAGCUAAGACUUCCACCGUCCAACUCCGUGAAGGAGAACUGUCUCGUCACCGGUGCCACGGCUCCUGCGAAGAAAGUUGCUGCAGUGGCGGCGGCGGCGGCUGCCGAAACCCUAGCGGUCUGUUCGAGUGUUGGUGCCAGCGUACCCAAGGACAAGGAAGCGGUGAGUGGAGAAAUUUGCGGUCUGUCGAGGUACGGAUCCGACUACUCCAAUUUAGGCGCUAUUGGGAAGAAAGGAUUGAGUGGAUACGACGGUUGCAAGACAAGUUCCAGUUGCUUCACCAAUUCGACGGAAUCGAGGAUUUUGGAGUCAGAUGCUACAUGUGAUUUGGGGAGUGGGAACUGUGAAGAGGCAGAAGAGCUCUCCAGGGCUUGUACCACGUUUCCUGGGGAUGGGGUGGAGGUGGGAAGAUCUGGUUCAUGGCUCCAUGGCUCUGCCUCUAAUGAAGGGAAUGUGGAUGCAAAAGCUGAGUCUGCAUCUCGAUCCAAAACCAAAAGAAACGAGUGGAGUGCCUUUGGAGUUCAUGAUGACAAUUACCAGUUACGUUCUAAAGAAUCAGAGCUUUUAGUGGGGAAUUCAAAAUAUGAUUUUGGAGGUGCAGAUUGUAAAUUUCAAGAGCUUGGUUUAGGAAUCUGUAGUUUGGUUGAUGAAGAGAGGAAAGUUGUGGCAGAAGAUGUUGCUACUUUCAAAUCUGAGACUAGGGAAAAGAAAUCAAGUUCAGCUGCAGAUUGUAAUGGGUGUCACUGCUCGGACUCGGUCGAACCAAUGCUUCUGGAAUCACGUAAAAUCCAUCAUUUUGAAGCUGAUGAUUGUGAUAAUUCUGAGAUUGGGACACAGCUUAAUGAGCUCAUAAACUUGUGCAUGGAGGAUCAGGUGGACGGUCACCCUGCUGGUAGGGCACCUUGUGUUGAAGGGAACAAAAUGGAUUCAGGGGUUUUUGAGCCAGUUUAUAAAGUGCAGUGCCCAUUAUGUAGAUCAGAUAUUUCUGAUCUGAGUGUGGAGCUCCAGUUAGCACAUACUAACAAUUGCCUUGAUGAAGGUGAACCUGCUAAGGAAUCUAAAUCCAAUCAUGAAAGAGGACCUUGUGCUGGAGAAAACAUUGAAAACAAAUGUGUCCUAGAAUGGUUAAGAAACCUUGGGCUAUCCAAAUAUGAGGAAUGUUUUAUCAAAGAAGAAGUUGACUGGGAGACCUUGCAGUGGCUCACAGAAGAGGAUCUUCUAGGUAUGGGCAUCAAUUCCCUUGGACCCAGAAAGAAAAUUGUCCAUGCGUUGGGUGAAUUAAGGAAGAAAAAUGACCGUGCGAAUGAUACGGAACCGGAGGUGUUAUUUUCUGAAAAUAAUAACAGGACUAAACUUCCAAUGAAUGGGAAUAAAUUAAUUACAGAGUACUUUCAGUGUUUCUCAUCUGAUCAGAAACAAAGAGACCGGAAAGUCCAGAAACCUUCUAAUUUGAAUAGCCAAAAAAAAUCUAGUGCCAAAGUGGCCACUAGCAGAAGUCUUAUUCGUAAAGGAAAGGUUAAGGAUACACCUAUUUGGUGUUGCAUCCCAGGAACACCUUUUCGAGUGGAUUCAUUUCGCUACUUAAGAGGAGAUUGCUCCCACUGGUUUUUGACACAUUUCCAUCUAGACCACUAUCAAGGCUUGACUAGGAGCUUUUGUCAUGGGAAGAUAUUCUGUUCCUCAAUAACAGCAAAGCUUGUACACCAUAAGAUUGGUGUCCCAUGGGAUAGAUUUCAUGUAUUGCCACUGAACAAAAGGAUAACUGUCUCAGGAGUUAACUUGACAUGUUUUGAUGCCAACCAUUGCCCUGGAGCAAUCAUUAUCCUUUUUGAGCCCCCCAGUGGUAGAGCAAUUUUACACACUGGAGAUUUCCGGUUUUCUUCUGAGAUGGCCAACAAUCCUGUUUUGCAGUCUUCUCACAUCCACACUCUAAUACUUGACACAACCUACUGUAGUCCGCGAUAUGACUUCCCGAGUCAGGAGACUGUAAUACAGUUUGUCAUCGAGGCUAUACAAGCAGAAGCUUUCAAUAAAAAAACACUUUUUUUGAUUGGCAGCUAUACAAUCGGAAAAGAAAGACUGUUUACGGAGGUUGGCCGUUUGCUUCAGAAGAAAAUAUAUGUUGGAGCUGCAAAGCUGCAAAUAUUAAAGCACUUGGAGCUUCCUCAGGAAAUCAUGCCCUGGUUGACGGCCAAUGAAGCGGAAAGUCAAAUCCAUGUUGUCCCCAUGUGGACUCUCGCAAGCUUCAAACGGUUGAAACAUUUAUCAAGCCAAUAUGCUGACCGGUUUGACCUCAUUGUGGCAUUUUGUCCGACUGGUUGGUCAUUUGGUAAAGGGAAGAAAAAGACACCAGGUAGAAGGUGGCAACAAGGAACAAUUAUCAGAUACGAAGUACCAUACAGUGAACACAGUAGCUUCACAGAACUCCGAGAAUUUGUCCGGUUCAUAUCACCAGAGCAUAUAAUUCCCAGUGUAAACAACGAUGGCCCUGAGAGUGCAGAUGCUAUGCUGGCCCAGUUGUUAAAUGAUUAGUGAAAUUUAUCACUCCAUUGACAACCUGAUCACUAUGCUAACCACUGUUAUAAGAACACUUAGCCGGAGGACUACAUUAAUGAAGGCUAAACACUGUUCCCUAUGUUGAUGCACCACAAAUUCUGACGAUGCAGCAUCCGUGACGUACUCUGUUACUCCCUCUAAUCCAUAAAAAGUGUUGCCCACUUAGUACUAACUUAGUACAAAAUGGGUGACACUUUUUGUUGAUCGGAGGGAGUAGCAGAUAAGUUUAAAUGCUUGAUGGUAAAAUCUCAGCUAAGCUAUCGCCACAGGAGAAACUGUGUGCCGAGUACAUUAUGUUGUAGAGUUCAUGAGUAAAAAUGUAAAUUGCAGACUGCGUUGUGUGAGACAGUAGGAAUUCCAACUACAAAUAUUAUUUAGAAUUCCAACCCAUUUGUACAUCAAUCAGUUUUGGAUGUCCAGGAUGUUCGCAUGCAA